Molecule: messenger RNA, 1266 nt
Organism: Cyprinodon variegatus (sheepshead minnow)
Lineage: Eukaryota; Metazoa; Chordata; Actinopteri; Cyprinodontiformes; Cyprinodontidae
Gene: rnf181
Product: ring finger protein 181
Exons: 6
Coding region: 128-601 (157 amino acids)
Biological process (GO): protein ubiquitination
Cellular component (GO): cytoplasm
Molecular function (GO): ubiquitin protein ligase activity
Source: RefSeq, a predicted model, not a curated record
AAGAAGAAGAAGAAGAAGAAGAAGAUCCCCCUUCUCUGCUGUGAUUGGACAGACGGAGCGUUACGUAGAAGCCAGCUGCAGAACCAGGAAGAAUGACAAAUGCUUAUCGGUGAGCUUUGCGACCAACAUGGCGUCUUACUUUGAUGAACAUGACUGUGAGCCCACCAACCCUGAGGAGCAAUAUCGGCAGAACGCGCUGCUGGAACUGGCCAGGUCUCUGAUGCAGGGUCUGGACCUGAUCGACUCCGGGGGGUUCGACCCGUCGGACUGGGAUCAGCGGCUUCCUCCUCCAGCAGCCAAAGCCGCCGUUCAGACCCUCACGGUGGUGGUGGUUUCUGCAGAGCAAGCAGACAAAGGCCUGAAAUGUCCCGUGUGUUUGCUGGAGUUCGAGGAACAGGAGACGGUUCGGGAAAUGCCCUGCAAGCACCUCUUCCACUCCGGCUGCAUCCUGCCGUGGCUGGGAAAGACCAACUCCUGUCCGCUCUGCCGACUGGAACUUCCCACCGACAACCCGGAGUAUGAGGAGUUUAAAAAAGACAAGGAGAGAAGGAAGCAGAGGGAGCACCGCCUGGAGGGCCUGCAUGGAGCCAUGUACACCUGAGGAGCUUAGCAGCAUCGCAACGUUUAUCUACAACCUUUUCCAAAAAGACUCUUCAUUCCUCUCUUUGUGAAAUCUUUGAACUUGAAGAAGAAGCCGAAGCAAACGGUCGACAGAUGAUGAUCUGCUGCCAACUUAAAACUGGGAUUAAAACUUGAAAUGUUUGUUUUUCAGCUGUUUUUACAGAAAAUUGAAAUAUUUGAUUAAAGAAGCUCCAAAGCCUUUAGGCUCAGUGCCUCAACGUGGAUCGGCUGUUCAGAGUGGGGGCCGGGGGGGCCACAGAUGACUCUCAUGGUCAUUGUGAGAUGACGCCUGAUGGUUUGGACUGAAAAUUGGUUCCAAUAUAAUUUAAAGCAAAGAACUUCUUUCCAAAAAGAAAAUCUGAAGAAAAUAUUUUUCAAAAAUGGGAAACUUGCAGUAAACUAAAGUUCUGCCAUAUUUUACAGUUUGAUGUUUUUGAUUUUAUUUUGUCAGCGUUUUAGUGGGAGGCUUUAUUUAUUGGUUUUUACUCUGUGUUCUACUCUUCCAGGUGCUCAGCAGGCGGACCAAUAGAAAAGCUGCUGCUAGUCAAAACAGAGCAGAAUAAUUUAGUGUAUUAAUUAAUAGAGCAGCGUAGAACAGGGUGGGAAGUUCUUCAUAAAAUGAUUCAUUCAUAAAACUCAAAAAAA